GCUUAUUGUCCCGCCUUAUCUUAUCGUCAUUGUGUGACAGCAUUCAGUCAUCUUCGGCAGACAGGCAACGAGCACCGAAGCACUCCCCGCGGAUAAGGCUUCUUUUUUUCCGUCUACAAAACGUCACCUGUGCAACAGCUGAAAGCUCUCUGGCCCCUCCGAUUCGGCGGUCCAGGCCUCUCUUCCCACCCCUUACAAAGUUUCUUUCAACCCUCUCCCUUUGAUCAGGCAUUUCAGGAUACCGCUUCUCGUCCCCACCGGCGACCUCCGACGAACCAAGAUGUUGAACAUAUGGUCUAUGAAAAAAAAGCAAAAGGAGGCUGAGAAUGCUGAGGGUCAGGCUGCCGGAGGGAAGAGGAAGAAGGUGACGGCGGCACAGCUACGAGUACAAAAAGGUGCCUCUCUCCAACGUCUUGGGGUCUACUGUUAACCAGGGGGGCGGGACAGCUAACGGUCAGCAGACUUGUCAGAACUAUCUCUCGGCGCAACGAUGAAGACGGACUUUCCUGACCCCGACAAUAUCCUCAACUUUAUC
This is a messenger RNA of Trichoderma harzianum CBS 226.95, 535 nucleotides long. RefSeq lists its product as hypothetical. Lineage: Eukaryota; Fungi; Ascomycota; Sordariomycetes; Hypocreales; Hypocreaceae. The record is from RefSeq and is a predicted model, not a curated record. The transcript has 2 exons. The annotation marks the transcript as partial.